Molecule: messenger RNA, 2459 nt
Organism: Carica papaya (papaya)
Lineage: Eukaryota; Viridiplantae; Streptophyta; Magnoliopsida; Brassicales; Caricaceae
Product: serine/threonine-protein kinase BLUS1-like
Biological process (GO): protein phosphorylation
Molecular function (GO): protein kinase activity; ATP binding; protein serine/threonine kinase activator activity
Source: RefSeq, a predicted model, not a curated record
UGCCCGCCAAGUGCCCCAGACUCCGUCCGUAUUCACAGACUCAUCAACUGACACGUCGAGCAUGAUCCCUAACAACGCUUGAAAAAUUCAUUGUAUCUCCGAUAACUUAAGUUCCGGCCGUGGAAAUUCAAAUAUCAAAUUCGGAAAUUUUUGUUAAAGAAUUUUUGCAAACAAGGAACGACGUAAAAUACACCAAAAUUUGAUUAGCUUUUGGAAGAGCGUAUCGGGGAGAGAAGAACAACAGAGUCGAAGCAGAGAGAGGACGAGAGAUUAUCGGGGCAUCAUCCAUGGUGGAGUAAUCAAGGCUCGUUAUUGGAUUUAUCACCAUAUCGUUAUUGGAUUUAUCACCUGUAGAUUCUCUUUCUCACGCUUCCACCUCCCAUCGGGUCCUCGACGACUCUUGUUCGUUGUUGUCGCCUUCCUUCUUCUCUCUCGUUAGUUUAUUGAAGGAAGGAGGAUUAUUGAUGAGGUAAGAUAGGGAGAGACAAUGGCGAAUUCAUCGACAAAGAGGUUUCCAGUCGAUCCGAAGGACUACGAAUUGUACGAAGAAGUUGGUGAAGGUGUCAGUGCCACCGUAUACAGAGCACUCUGCAUUCCGCUCAACGAAGUUGUGGCUAUCAAGGUCUUAGAUCUCGAGAGAUGCAGAAACGACUUGGAAAGUAUACGCCGAGAAGUUCAGCUGAUGACCUUAAUUGACAAUCCAAAUUUACUGAAGGCUCACUGUUCAUUCAUGGCAGGUAGCAGCCUCUGGAUUGUGAUGCCUUACAUGGCUGGUGGGUCUUGUCUUCACAUAAUGAGAUCUGCUCAUCCAGAAGGUUUUGAACAGCCUGUUAUAGCUACAUUGUUGCGGGAAGUACUCAAAGCUCUUGUUUACCUUCAUGCCCAUGGAAACAUUCAUAGAGAUGUUAAGGCUGGAAACAUACUAGUUGAUUCAAAAGGUGCAGUUAAAUUAGGAGACUUUGGAGUUUCAGCAUGCAUGUUUGAUAAUGGAGAUAGACUGCGUGCAAGAAAUACAUUUGCCGGAACUCCAUGCUGGAUGGCUCCUGAAGUUAUGCAGCAACUAAAUGGAUAUGACUUCAAAGCAGACAUCUGGUCAUUUGGCAUAACUGCUCUAGAGCUAGCUCAUGGUCAUGCUCCAUUUUCCAAGUAUCCACCAAUGAAGGUACUAUUAAUGACAUUGCAAAAUGCACCACCAGGUCUUGACUAUGAAAGAGACAAGAAAUUCUCAAAGUCAUUUAAAGAAAUAGUGGCUGCUUGCUUAGUGAAGGAUCCAAAGAAGCGUCCUACAUCAGCAAAGCUUUUGAAACAUUCAUUCUUUAAGCAUGCACGGUCAAGUGAAUUUUUGGCUCGCAAAAUGCUUGGUGACCUUUGUCCACUUGGUGACCGUUUUAGGAUGCUGAAGGAAAAAGAGGCUGACUUGCUUCUCCAAAAUAAAGGUAUAACUGGAGACAAAGAGCACUUGUCACAGCAAGAGUAUAUGCGAGGAAUCAGUGCAUGGAAUUUUGAUCUUGAUGAAAUGAGGAAGCAGGCUGCCCUUAUUCAGGAUGAUGAUAUUUCCAAUGUAGAAGAUCAAGAUUUGAAUGGAAAGGCUACAUAUGGGUCGGCCAAUCUAAAUGUUUCAUCUGAGCAUCUAUUGAUGGAAAGGUCUUCUAGUUUCAAAGCUCUGAAGUCUGUAUCUUCUCAGGAGGAUGUCACUAAUGGGCCUAAUAAUCAGUUUCAGGAAUGCUUACCAGCUCCAAAUGCUAUCCAUUUUCUUCAAGCUCUUGACAGAGAUCAAGUUGAUGUUCGUUUUGAUGAUAUCGGUGAUCAGAAAGUUCCUAGCAGCUUAAAUUCUGAAGAACCAGUGGACUUUUUCUCAAUUGAUGGAAGCCCAGGAAGAAAUAGAGUCAACUCGGAUACUUCAAAUGCUUUAGUCAACCAACCUUCAGGACAACCCGUAAAUUCAGUAUCUAGUGCAUGUGCCUCACUCCUUCCUUCAUUGCAGUCUCUUGUGCAGCAAACUGCAAUGCAGAAUGAACAACUGACAAGAUUGAUUAGAUAUGUAGAUCAAGCCACUGGUGGUCAUAACGAUUUUACAAAGGUAGGUGCGGAUGCUGAACGCUUACAGGUAUAUUUGAGGGAGAGAGAUUUACAAGCACAGUUGAUCUAUUUGCAACAAAGUGUGGGGAAACUUACAGACGAGUUGCAGAGGCAGAAGACAGCAAACGCUCAGCUUAAGAGACAGUUCGGUGCUUUGUCGAGGCUUAAGAGUCCGUAGGCUAUUUAAGUUCCUUACGAGGUAAAUUGUUUUUCUACCUUCAAUGAUGCAAGCGGUCUUUAAACUGCAAAUUGAGAUACCAUAUUUCUCGGAAUUAACUUUUUUUAUUUGCACUGUGGAAUUCACCAUUUGAUAUGUAUCUAACACAUUCUGAUUAUGCAUUAAGAGGGUUUAUGUUAAUUAGUUCGCCAUCAUUAUCAAA